Cynoglossus semilaevis (tongue sole) is the source of this 3276-nucleotide messenger RNA. RefSeq names its product putative nucleotidyltransferase MAB21L1. The record is from RefSeq and is a predicted model, not a curated record. Bases 1157 to 2236 code for a protein of 359 amino acids. The transcript has a single exon. NCBI's taxonomy places the organism in Eukaryota, Metazoa, Chordata, Actinopteri, Pleuronectiformes, Cynoglossidae.
CUUUGGUUUAAAUGCGCAACAGAGAUUUGUUUUUUAAUAAUAGAGCAUAUUAUUUACACGGUUAGGAAACAUAGUAAAAAAACUCAAUUUUUAAAACACCUUAGUAAAUAAUAGCGGCGUAAAAACGGGCCUUUACAACAGAAAAAACAAAAGUCCAACAAUUUACGCACGAAAAACGCACAAAAUCAUUUAAAAACACCUACGAUUAUAUUCAAUGCUAACGAUUUAUAAAGAAAUAUUCCAGCAGAUGCGAUAUAUAAUUUUUUUCAUAUUAUUCAGACAAUAAAUAAUUAAGUAAACCACCUCUGCCAUUUAUGAUUCCAUAAAAAGGUCUUUAGGGAUCUGAUAGUUCCGGCAAAAAUAGCAACAUAACGCAGCUUCAACACACACACACACACACACACACACACACACUUUCUCUGCUCUUCUCUUUCUCCUCUCCAAACGUGUGGCUCCACAUCCACUCGUCGACUUCAACCUGUACUUUUUUUUUCUACUUGUAUAUAAAUAUUACCCGAGGAUGAAUUUGUUUUCGAUCAACUGAAAGAAAGCGAUGACGCAUCAGACAGUGAUUGGACACAUCGACUUCAACUCCUCCCUUUGGACUGAAGAGUGUGUGUGAGUGAGUGUGUGUGUGAAAGAGAGAGAGGGAGAGUGAGAGAGAGAGGGAGAGACUGUGUCGUGAGAGUGUGUGUAUGUGUGGGAGAGACUGUUGUAAAACACAGCAGCACCGGGGCGUCCUCGUCAGCAGGGCACACUCCACUCACCACACUCACUCCACUCCACUUUGUGCGCAAUUACGCGUCCUCCUACAUACCUGGCACAGGGAUCUACACAACAACACGAGAGGCGGUUUGUUCUUCAAGCUGCUGCUGAGGCUGAAAUGAACUUUUGAUGUCACAGCACUGAAUAUUUUAACGACUUUUCCUGAGGCAGUUAUGGUGCAGGAGCUGUGAAUGUUGUGACUUGGGGUUUUUUUUUACGCAUGUGCUUCGUGCACACUUUGAGCAGCUAUCUUUAAAAAUAUCCGGGCCGUCAUUGUUUCUUUGUAAAUCGAUUACUUUCUUCUCUAAAAUUGGCUCCCGUACAAACAGCCGCGUUGGAUCCCUCGGCUUACUGCGAGACUCCGGUAUACAACCCGGAUCUCUGCCCUAACAUGAUAGCCGCGCAGGCCAAGUUGGUGUACCACCUCAACAAAUACUACAACGAGAAAUGUCAGUCUCGAAAAGCGGCCAUCGCCAAGACCAUCCGGGAGGUGUGCAAGGUGGUGUCGGACGUCCUGAAGGAGGUGGAGGUGCAGGAGCCGCGCUUUAUUAGCUCCCUCAGUGAGAUGGACAACCGCUUCGAAGGACUGGAGGUCAUCUCACCCACGGAGUUCGAGGUCGUGCUCUACUUGAACCAGAUGGGGGUCUUCAACUUUGUGGAUGACGGCUCCCUGCCCGGCUGCGCCGUGCUAAAGCUUAGUGACGGCCGCAAGAGGAGCAUGUCCCUCUGGGUGGAGUUCAUCACUGCCUCCGGUUACCUCUCGGCGCGCAAAAUCCGCUCCCGGUUCCAGACUCUGGUGGCGCAGGCGGUGGAUAAAUGCAGCUACCGGGAUGUUGUGAAAAUGGUCGCCGACACCAGUGAGGUGAAGUUGCGCAUCAGAGACAGGUACGUGGUGCAGAUCACACCCGCCUUUAAAUGCACCGGGAUCUGGCCGCGGAGCGCUGCACACUGGCCGCUGCCGCACAUCCCUUGGCCGGGGCCGAAUCGCGUGGCCGAGGUGAAGGCGGAGGGUUUCAACCUUUUAUCCAAAGAAUGCUACUCGCUGAACGGCAAGCAGAGCUCGGCAGAGAGUGACGCCUGGGUGCUGCAAUUCGCAGAGGCCGAGAACCGGCUCCUGCUGGGCGGCUGCAGGAAGAAGUGCCUGUCGGUGCUGAAGGCGCUGCGCGACCGACACUUGGAGCUCGCGGGACAGCCUCUUAACAACUACCACAUGAAGACACUGGUCGCCUACGAGUGCGAGAAGCAUCCCCGGGAGUCCGACUGGGACGAGAACUGCCUAGGAGACCGGCUGAACGGUAUUUUGCUACAGCUUAUUUCCUGUUUGCAAUGCAGGAGGUGUCCGCACUAUUUUCUGCCCAAUUUAGACUUGUUCCAGGGGAAACCGUCCUCUGCUCUGGAGAACGCCGCGAAACAGACUUGGCGCCUAGCGAGAGAGAUACUCACCAACCCCAAAAGCCUGGAGAAACUCUGAGGUAAAAACAAAAGGCCCCGGGAAACUACCGUAGAGAGGCCCCCAAAACAAACGACUAAAAUAUCAUAACAUAUACAUAAUUUGGCAACAUUUAAUUCCCGUCCCUCUUACUGGAUAUAUUCUCUCUUUCAGAACAACAAUUUAGCUUCUCAUUUACACGCGCACCUUUUCGAAAGUGUCAACAAUUCUAGCAUUUCUAAACCAGGAGGAUGCUUCUUUCUACCCGUGUCCACACUUCAAUAUUUGUUAAAAACAUUUAAAAAAAACCCACACAACUGUACAUUGUAUACUGUAAAUACAUUCCUUACAUGUGAUUCUUACAGUGGUCUGAUAAUGUGAGUGUUGUUCUUCUGUGACACGUAAAAAGGCUCAACCUGUUUUGUUUUUUUUUAAACUGAAUCUAUUUGAAACAUUUCAGUCCUUACUGUUAAUUUAUUCCUGCAUCCGUGGUUUAGUCUGACUCACCUGUUUUAGUGGACGCUCAUUUCACUUUUUAAAAGUUUACCUUUUUGAUGGCGUAGGCGAAUUAACGCCGCAAUUAAAACAUUGCCAUCAAUUUACUUGAAUUAUUAUUAUUUAAAAUAUUUGCUCGUUUUUUUCCUCUACCAUGUUUCGGCCUACAUGAGAGGGAAAGGAAACGAUGACACAUUAUAUAUUAUAAAUAUAUAAAUAUUACAAUUUCAUUGAAGAAAAUGCACUUGAAAUACACUGGAUUAUAACAUCUGUGAUUUGAGUUUUUUUUAUUCUGUGUUUGACCGUAAUUUAAAGAGCUAAUAAAAUAAGCUGUUUUAUAUCCGUGUGUCCUAAGAUGGUUUCAUGAAAUUGAUUUUUUCGAAACAAAAACUGAAUUAGCAUUUUUUAUCCUCAUUACGAAACUUACCGAACUAUUUAAGGAUUUAUUUUAAUUGAUACAAAUUAAUGCGUAAUACUAUUUAAAUUUAGCACGAUUAGUCAGACGACCGUGGUGACGUGACCUUUUUAUCCAGAUAAUCCCUGGGGUCAGUUUUUAUUACAAGGAAAAUAAACUGCUUAAAAAAAAA